AUGCACCCGGUCAUCGGCCUGGUCGUUGCAUUGCUGGUCAGGACGGCCGCUGGAGACCAGACUCCCCUUGGCAACGAGGAAUUCGCCAUUGGCUUCGACCUGACACCAUCCUAUGGAACAGCAGCCAUCGUGUCCAGCAAUGGCAUAGGGAAACCUCUUGCGUUCGUCAACGGCAGUGGCCUGUACAAAAAGGUCAUGAAUCAGCUUUCCCACAGCCUCUUCUGGCCACCACGCCAAUACAGAACCUACCCGCGGCCUGACCCACCCAACGCCACGGCUGUGGCCAUCCUGGCAGAGAUGCUCGAUGCGUUGCGCAGUGAAGUCGAAGCGGAGAUAGGAGGCUCGGUACCAUCAGCGGCAGUAACAGUCCCUCAUCUGUCCCAGUUAUAUGAUACCACGCUCCAAGCUGCUUGCGACGCCAUCCACUUGCAAUGCAUCCAGCUCUUCCAGCACGAGGACUUCCGGGAAUCGUUGACACGCCAUGAGAACGCUCUCAUCGCAGGCCACGGUCUGGGACUCUGUCAGCCUUAUACUGUGACAAACCACAACUGCUCGUUGACACAACGUCUACCUUCUGAAAGACACUACCUCAUUGGCUACUAUGCAGACGGUGUCGAGGCUGUACUGACGUCCAAUGUCAGUUCGGCGUACGCGGUCGACUCGUUCGCUUAUGCAGACUUCUCGCUUGGCAGCAGCAUGAGAGACAAGAAUCCGAGGGAGGAGUUCUACUGGGAAGAAGUCAGAAGGCUCAUCAGCUUGCCCCUGGUCAUCCUGCACGGCGACAGAAGCGCAGAUCAAAAGUUCCAGCAAGUGUUGCACGAAACCUUGCAGCAAUUGUUCGCUCCAGGCGAACAGCCAGAAUGGAUUGAAAGCGACUUCUUCACCGCAGCCAUCGGUGCUGCCGAACUUGCAAAAAGGAAGCCAUACUGGGGCCUCGGGCCGUGA
Messenger RNA from Zasmidium cellare ATCC 36951, 945 nucleotides. RefSeq lists its product as uncharacterized. The coding region runs from base 1 to 945 and encodes 314 amino acids. The record is from RefSeq and is a predicted model, not a curated record. NCBI's taxonomy places the organism in Eukaryota, Fungi, Ascomycota, Dothideomycetes, Mycosphaerellales, Mycosphaerellaceae. The transcript is spliced from 3 exons.